AUGGCUACUCCCGGGCAACCAGCAGCGGGUCUGGCGAGUCUCCCCGGGGAGAUUCUGCUCCACAUUAUUUCGUUUCUCGAGCCGCGACAAACAAUCAGCCUUCAACUGGUGUCUAGGGGCUUUCGGGCUCUCGCCCGUGACAAUGGCUUCUGGCGGUCGCAAUGCUUCCAAGAGUCGUCGUACCUCGAGGCCCUCAACCGCAACCGGCUCUUCAGGCUGACGAGCGGGGUGCGUCCGCAGGAUCCCCUCACGUCUACCGACGGCAGCCCUCUCGUCAAUGACCACGAUGACGACGGUGAUAAACUGGGAUCUCUGCCAAGCGGCGAGCCGAGGGAGCGGGAAUUGGUCCGCAUCGUGGCAAACUGGGACCCUUGCUUUCCCUCAGAACGCAUCUCGUGGUAUGAUGAAUACAUUCAGCGGCAUGGGGAUGUUGUUGUCAACUGGCUCCAGCAACCGCGAAUCGGGGGGCCCUCGGGCGGAGGAGAGCUCAUUGAGUCCAGGGGAGCUGCCCUCUAUCGCCCCGACGGCGUGCGCGAGGGGGUGUCCUGUGACACUGAGACGCUCUUUGCUGUGUCGCCCCUUGAUGACGGAAGCGUGUGCAUCUGGGAUGUAAAUGGGACGAAAAGAAAAAGGGGGGCGAUCGUGGCCCGGAGCAGGCCGGGGAUACUGUUUAUCGACGGGCCUGGGGCGGAUAACAACCGGCGGUCCAAGCGGGUAGACUCGGGUGUGACGGAAUGCGUCAGCAUUGACAGCUACCACCAUCUUGCCUUUUUUGCAGUCCAAGGACAUCUUAUCGAGGUCGACCUACAAAGGCUCACGGUUGUUGGCUGCGAAUCAUUCCCAUGGUCUAUCACAGCCUUGUCUGCUGCAAGUCCAAGUGUCCCGCUCACUGUGGGGACCAGUCUUGGAAUCCAUCUGCACGACUACCGUUUCCGGAAGCCUCGCAGCAAUGAAGGGCUCGAGAGGAUAGACGAUUUUGAUCGCAUGGGAGCGAAGGACUUCUACGAACGAAGUUUGCGGAACCUCUUUGACGACGAUCCUCUUCCCCCGUAUGCACCGCUCGCCCAACCGGGGCCACUGAGCAUCCUCCAUCCCCAGCGCCCCGGCCUUGAGGCUGAUUUGUCAGACGAGAUCUACGUGGCCGGUCGGUUUUCCAACAUUCUUCACUACGAUAGGCGCAAGUUCCCGUCGAUCAAAGGCUCGAUCUACUCGGGUGCGAGACUUUGCAGCUUGACCUCUCUCCCGUACCCCUUCUCAGUCCAUGACAGUGAGAUUCGGCGGAGGGGACUGAUGAGCCUCGAUCAAGUUGAGAAAUCCAAGAGUUUUGCUGAGGGCCAGACACUCAUAGCCUGCGGCGAAUACAAUACUAAAGGAUCCCUCGAGAUAUAUAGCAUAACGGGAUUGCCGCAAAGCCCAGCGGGUUUGCAGAACCGGCAGAGCUCGUCGCACUCCAAGCUCCUCUCCGUCGUAAGCCACGGCACACGCAUUGUCUUCUCUGACGGGUCAGGGUAUCUGAACUGGUUUGAGAGAGAUGGCUUCACAGACGUUCGUCGCUGCAAGAUAGGGCAUAGCGAGAUGACCGAGGGGCCUUCGAUAUUCGCGUCAAUGCCGGGAUCCGACGACAUUGCGCGGAAGCUGCUUCCGACGCGAUCAGGCCAUACCGGUGAGGGGGUCAACGAUAACGACUUGCUGUUCUGGACAGGGGAGAAACUGGGAUUGGUUACGUUCUCGGGGUCAAGUCGUUUCGCAGCCACCGACUUCAAAGAGAAGACAGACGAGGGCGCGUCUCCGGAGACACUGGCCCGAGCGAGUGAAGAGAAGGCGUACUCGGAGAGAAUGCGGCGAGCGCUUGAAAGACAGGCUGACGACGUUCGCUUUAUCCGGAACCUUGGUAUCGGCAGCGGUUACAGGCCUUGA
Messenger RNA from Lasiosphaeria miniovina, 1917 nucleotides. RefSeq lists its product as uncharacterized. Gene Ontology annotation, biological process: protein polyubiquitination. The record is from RefSeq and is a predicted model, not a curated record. The transcript has 3 exons. Gene Ontology annotation, molecular function: protein binding. Bases 1 to 1917 code for a protein of 638 amino acids. Lineage: Eukaryota; Fungi; Ascomycota; Sordariomycetes; Sordariales; Lasiosphaeriaceae.